AUGCCCCCGUCCCCCUUCGUCUCCCUCCUCCUCCUCCUCCUCCUCUUCCUCGUCCACCCGCUCCCUCCAUCGCUCGCGUCCGUGUCCCCCUCCCCCUGCGAUCCCCACUACGAGCGCCGCAACGCCACAACCGGUCGCUGCGACUGCCGCGACGGCUUCCGCGGCCUCAACUGCCGCAUGUGUACGCCCCAGAGCCCCUCGGCCCCCGACAGCUGUCGCACGGCCUUCGGCCCCGACGUCUCGUGCGUCACGGGCCUCACGUACGACGCCCACGCGUCGCUCAAGACUUACGACUGCGUCCUGGCCGCGAACCUCCAGGCGCUCGUGCCGCACGGGGCGCUAGCGGUCCAGUGCGACCGCACCGCAGCCACUUGCGCGGCGGCCGUCUUCCGCGCGAGGCAGUCGCUCCACAGCGUCCACGUGAUCGACUGCCGCUUGACGCAGUGCGCGUUCGCAACGGGCGACGCGAGCGGCGCGUGCGCAGAGAUCCAGUGCACGUGCGGCCCCCAGUGCUCUGCACUGACGAAAGCGCUCGUGGAGCACGUGCUGAGCGGCAAACGCGCGGCGAUCGACGUGACGAACGGCUCGCAGUUGGCCAUUGACGUCGAGGGGUCGCCACUGCCACUGGCUGCGACGUGUGAGGCGUCGGCCUGUGAACGCACCAGACCGAGUGGCAGUGGAUCGAGUGGGGCCAGUGGCAGUGCUUCGGGAGGCGGAGGAGGAGACGGUCGGAAGAGACACUGGAGCUGGGCAGUCGUUGGUGCGGCUCUGCUGCUGCUGGUGGGCGUUGGUGCUGCUGCUGCUGCUGUGCUCUUGUGCUGUAGAGGGACGUGGGUGGACUGCUGGACAGUGUGGACUCGACGAAAGGCUCUUGGGAAUAAGGUUGUGGCGUCACGCGUUGUGCAGACAUUUGAGUUCCAGGACGUCAGCUGCUUUGGGGACAGUCAUGGACCGGUGUCGGGGACGCCGAGGCGCAUCUUGCACCGGAUCUCGGGACGUGUCGCGCACGGUCAAGUGCUUGGGCUACUGGGCCCAAGUGGCUCGGGCAAAACGACGUUGCUGAAUGCAUUGGCGGGUGUGGACAAUGGUCAGUGUCAGGUCACGGGUGACUUGCUGCUCGAUGGCAAGCAGCUGUCGAACGGGUACCGCCGCAUUGCUGCCUAUGUCCAGCAGGACGAUGCCCUGUUCUCGACGCUGACGGUACGGGAGUGCAUUUCGUACUCAGCACAGCUGCGUCUCUCGGCGAAUAUGUCGGAAGACGAGAAGGACACACACAUUGACCGCGUGAUGGCAGAGCUUGACCUCAGCCAGGUUGCCCAUUCGCGAAUUGGAUCCGUGGGGGAUCGCAGUGGCCAACGUGGGGUCUCUGGCGGCGAGAGGCGACGCGUGAGCAUUGGCAUGGAACUGGUCACGUCGCCUCAGAUUCUCAUUCUGGACGAGCCCACGUCGGGACUCGAUAGUUCGUCGGCGCAUUCGGUCGUACAGCUCUUGAGAGAUCUAGCCGGCCAUGGACGCAUUGUGAUUCUGAGUAUCCACCAGCCAAGCGCGAGGUCGUUUGUCCUGCUCGAUAAGAUUUUGCUGCUCGGCAAAGGCAAACUCCUGUACACUGGAGCGCCAGCCGAGUCCAAGCCGUACUUUGAAGACCUCGGCUUCAAGUGUCCUGAGCACGACAACACUGCAGACUUCAUACUCGACAUCGCGUCUGACACGAAGAACAUACCGAUGAUUCGGUCUCACAUGAAACAGGACGGACCUUUCCGUCGUCUGCAUGCCACUGUACCACGACAUGCAUCAACUAGUCCGAUGUUGACAACGGAGACGUCGUCGCUGAUGGAGGAAGAUCUGCAACUGGACACUCCCCGGGUCGAGACUAUGUGGAGUGUACCAGCUGGAAGCGAAAAGACGUUUGUAGAAUCAAAGAUAGAUGGAAUACCAGCGUCGUGUGGCGCAUCGUAUAGCCCGCCACCUGCAACUAUCGCUGCAGCCGAGACGGAUGCAAUCGGAGAAGAUAUGGAGACUCCAUCGCGAUCGAUUGUGGUGGAAGUCCGCGUGCUGUUUGUGCGGACGACGCAGAACAUUCUCCGUCACCGCUCGUUGCUGGUGAUGCACGUUGCGCUGAGCUUGUCGCUAGCUCUAUUCGGCGGGCUCAUAUUCAACCACGUGACCAACGAUCUGGCAGGAUUCCAGAACCGCAUGGGCGCGUUCUACUUCAUUCUCACCUUUUUUGGCUUUGCAAGUAUGAGCUCAAUGGACCUCUUCAUCGGCGAGCGCUCGAUAUUCCUUCGUGAGACUGGCGCCAUGUACUACGGAGCGUUUAGCUACUUUCUCGCCAAAGCCACGCUGGACACGUUGCUGUUGCGGAUACUGCCUGCUUCGCUCUUCGCAAGCAUCUUUUACUGGAUAAUGGGCCUCCAAGCAUCAACGACGCGCUUCUUGCUGUUCUCGCUGACGUUGGUGCUCUUCAACGUCGCGGCAGGUGCAAUCUGUCUUCUCGUGGGAGUACUGUCGAGACGCGUCGGGUCUGCCAACCUUGUUGCAACGGUAGUGCUUUUGGUCAUGUUGCUGUUCGGCGGCUUCUUGCUCAAUUCGCAGACGAUGCCGUCGUCAGUGGGCUGGAUGAAGCACCUGUCGAUCUUCAGCUACGCGUUCGAGAUCCUCAUGACCAACGAGCUGAAAGGUCUGAUCCUGGAGUUUGACGCCCCCGGGUACCCGGCCGUACCUAUUUACGGCGAAGUGUACCUCAAGACACUCGGCAUGGAGUAUGCCAAUCGAUACUACGACGUGGCAGCUCUCGCUCUGAUUGCAGUAAGUCUGCAAGUACUUGCUUUCUUGUUCUUGUCGCUGCAGGUUCCCGUCCACCGUGAUAUUGCUGAGCGCUGCGAAGACGGUGAUGGGCUACGCCACGCAAAGAAGGAGGAGUACACGGGAGCCGUGAGGGCUAGUAGAGAGGGUCGUUUGUACACGUCGAUGCGUCAAGUUCACUAG
Hyaloperonospora brassicae is the source of this 2985-nucleotide messenger RNA. The record is from the annotation of a GenBank genome assembly. NCBI's taxonomy places the organism in Eukaryota, Oomycota, Peronosporomycetes, Peronosporales, Peronosporaceae.